Molecule: messenger RNA, 3297 nt
Organism: Purpureocillium lilacinum
Lineage: Eukaryota; Fungi; Ascomycota; Sordariomycetes; Hypocreales; Ophiocordycipitaceae
Molecular function (GO): protein binding
Source: RefSeq, a predicted model, not a curated record
AUGGCCAUACACUCCGCCAAGUUCUACGAGCAGCUUGCGGAAAUCGACGAUCAGUAUACCAAGAUUCAAUCCAUGCCGACACGCGUGCUUUGGCAGAAGAUUAUUGUUGAGACCCUGUUCAACUUGAGCGAGGGGUCAACGGCGCCCUGGUAUUGGGUACUUGACGCCCUUGACGAAUCCGAGUCUGCCAGCGAAGUCAUUUCACUCGUGGGGAAAAUACAAUCAGUCACUCCAAUGCGCGUUCUGAUGACAUCAAGGGUAGGCAUGGACAUACAAAGGGUGCUUCAGAGCUCUGUAGCCCGGGGGGUAUUGAGAUGCGACCAUAUAGAAGCGGCUGAUACUCGCAAUGACAUGGCUGCCCACGCCAGACAACAACUAGAAGGUCUCCCAUUCGACGAUGGCGAGAUCGACGGAAUUGUUCAUCAAAUUGUGCACAAGUCACAAGGGAUCUUCCUGUGGGUUCGCUUUGUUGUUGAGGAGAUUCUGCUCACGGCCCAUACCAUUGAUGGAAUCCUGGACGGCAUGUCAAAGAUGCGAGAGAGCAACAAGAAGCUUGCCAGAGCCAUUAUUCAAAAUACCGUUUGCGCCGCACGGCCAUUGAGAACUCGUGAGCUCCAGGAGAUACUCACCCCAUCAUUUGGCCGCCUCGCAAGCUUGGAGUACACGAUAAGGAAGGUUUGUCCACACUUGAUCAAAGUGGAUGAGACAACGUCACUGGUGCAGCCGAUCCACGAGACCGUCCGCGAGUUCCUCCUCGGAAACCCGACAUCCGAAUUUGCGGUUGAUAGCCCCAGCGCACACCAGUAUCUUGCAAAAGUGUGCCUAGAUAUGUGGAUGGAGGCCGCGUUUUCGGAACCAAUCAGCGAGCAAACCAGUACGCUACAAAACAGCGUGGACAUGGACGAUGUGCAUCCCCUGUUGAGAUAUGCGGCCAUGACGUGGUUUGAACACGUCCAGACUGCGCUCAUUGACGAGCCACUGGAAGCUUCAGUGCGGCAGUUCCUGCGAACUUCUGUGCUGUUCUGGAUCGAGGCUGUGGGCUUGUUGGGUGACCUGUCACUCCUGGCAAUGGCUGCGCUGGGGUUGCAAGCGUUUGCUGCCCGGUCGCCGCUCAUCAGCCUUUCCGACAAGGAACUGAUCUCCGGCUGGUCUGUAGACCUAGUCCGGAUCGGACCCAAGUACGGCCGAAACAUUUUGUCAUGCCCCUUUUCAGUCCACAGGCUUCUUCCCCCCUUCUGUCCGACAAAAACGCGUAUUGGGUCCCAGUUUGGAGCAGCGGGCGAGGUGGCAGUCGUGGGAGCCGGAAUGAAAAGCUGGGACGACUGCUUGGCGCAUAUCACGGUAGGCAGGGAGGGCGAGACCUGUAAGGCCGUUGUCUGCGGCGAUGUCUUCCUAAUCGUCGCUCUUUCGGGCAGCAAAGGGCAAGUAGUCAUACUCGACACGGAGACAUGCCAAGAGGUUCGCAGACUUUCGCACGGAGAGACGAUAGGGACGGUGAACAUCGACAGCCUCAGCGAUCGUCUUGUCACAGGGGGCUUCAAAUGGGUCAAGGUCUGGGACCUGAAAUCGGGUGAGAUGGUUGUCGAGCAAUCCAACACAGCCGGGGCUCGGUGUAUCGCGCUCGCCAUCUGCCCGGGAGGCGGGACUGUCGUUUCAUUCACGUCCGACAACUCAUUAACGACGUGGGACCUUGCUCGAGACAUAAGGAAACAGCUAAGAUGGACACACCAGCAUGCCGAGAAUUCGCAUCGCGGCACACCGCGAGGCGUCACAUUUAAUCGAACUGCGGCCAUGAUAAGCCUUGCUUGGAAAGGCUGGCCCAUGGAGGUGUGGAAUAUCGAAAGGCUGAAGAUGGUAGCUAAGAUCCCAAUGAGGCAUGGGCUUGGACCAUGCUUCAACGAGUCAAACGGUAACAUCUACGGUGUCGAGCUAGAUGGAUCGGUGGUUCGCUUCGACGCCCAAUGCCAAACAACUACAGAGCUGGACUUGCAGUCACAUAUCCUGGCAUGCAACUCGCAGGGCACACUAAUUGCCACAGGUAAUGGACAUGGUGUGCUGAGGAUCUUCACAGCAGAUACCCUGGAGCCCGUCUACACGCUCGACAAGUACACCGACUCAAUCAAUGGAUUGUGCUUCAGUCCAGACGGCAGCAAACUGUACGACAUUCGCUCUUCCAAUUGCAACGUCUGGACACCAGAUGUCUUUCUGGUUAACGCGCGAGAGGACUCGUCCGUGAGUGGCGCCGAGUCUGAGAACAGCAGCUUCAACAGGAUACCGCCUAGCGUAGCAAUGGAAGCAUCAAGGGGCUUGGUCAGCAUCACGGCGAUAGUCAGCGACAGCACGGGUAGCUAUGUGUGCUGCGGUAUGGGCAAUGGUGCCAUUUUUGUCUAUGAAACACAAAGCGGAAAACGGCUUCAGUUCCUGUACAACCAUGCCUGCACAGUCAACGUCAACGCCCUGGCCUGGUCAUUGAGCGGUUUCUACAUUGCGUCAGGCGAUGAUUCGGGGCGCAUCAUGGUGGCGAGAAUCGACCCCCUCUCGUCGUCGAAGUGGUCUUGCGCGGCUCAACUGGACUUUCGCUUGGACCCGCGCCUGGACGGCGGCGGGCGACAGAUCCUCAUAAGUCAUGACGACGCCCGCGUUCUGGUGUCGACACAACUGAGCAGUCGCAUGUUCUGCUUACAAGAUGGAGAGGAGGUUGGCGAGAGAUUCGCGCAGGGCCAAAAUGCCACACCCUGCUGGUUGACACAUCCCGGCGAUCCUAGCAAAGUUAUUCUCUUCACCCUCGGUCUCGCCAGGAUUUUCGAAUGGACUUUAUUUGCCGAGCUGGGAGACGGUAAGGGUGUGAAACUCAGGCAUCGGCUUGCGAGCACGUGGGAGAACAAGGCGGUACUGCUGCGAGCCCUUCCCACACAAGACGGGCGCAAGUUGCUACUCGAGGCAAGAGCCGUGGAGCGCGGCAACCCGACAAAAUGUAGCUUUUGGGACGUGAGCCAAUUUGACGAGGGCAACGAGGAAGCCACGGAGACCGGAAACUUGAACCACCGGCAGCUCGACGGCGUAGUAGGUGUGUACCACGACCGAGCCGUCUUUCUCGACCGCGAGCUCUGGGUGUGCAGCUCGGCGGUCGGAGGGAACAGCGAGACGACGAAGCACUUUUUCGUGCCGAUGGAUUGGCUAAACACGAGUGAAGAGCGGCCGUCGCUGAUGACGCGCCUCGGAGACUUCGUGUACGCGAAGCAUGGUGAGGUGAUUAUAGUGAAGCGUGGAAUGAGGGCUAAACAUGGGGUGCUAUGA